UACAAUCACUAGCUUUUUCUCAAGUCAUUUCAGGGAUCUGGAGGGAUGCCACCUUCCCCCUUCCCCACACACACAAUGAUGCUGAGGUCCCUGGAGAACAGCAGCAGCACGUCCUCCACCUUCCUGCUGAGCGGCGUGCCUGGGCUGGAGCAUGUGCACCUCUGGGUCUCCAUCCCGCUGUGCUUCAUAUACCUCGUUUCCAUCCUGGGCAACUGCACCAUUCUGUGUAUCAUUAAAACAGAGCCCUCGCUCCAUGAGCCUAUGUACCUCUUCCUGUCCAUGCUGGCUCUGACCGACCUGGGUCUGUCCCUUUGCACCCUCCCUACAGUGCUAGGCAUCUUUUGGAUUGGGGCGCGCGAUAUUGGUCAUGAUGCCUGUUUUGCCCAGCUCUUUUUCAUUCAUUGCUUGUCCUUCCUGGAGUCCUCCGUGCUACUGUCAAUGGCCUUCGACCGCUUUGUGGCCAUUUGUCGCCCCUUGCACUAUGCGUCCAUUCUCACCAACACCGUCAUUGGCAGGAUGGGCCUAGCCUCCCUGGGCCGCAGUGUAGUGCUCAUUUUCCCAUUACCUUUUAUGCUCAAAAGGUUCCCGUAUUGUGGCUCCCCAGUCCUCUCACAUCCUUAUUGUCUCCACCAGGAAGUGAUGAAGUUGGCCUGUGCAGACAUCAGAGCCAACAGCGUCUAUGGCUUGUUUGUCAUUGUUUCCACAGUGGGUGUAGAUUCACUCCUCAUUCUCCUCUCCUAUGCCCUGAUCCUGCACACCGUGCUGUCCAUCGCAUCCAGGGCCGAAAGACUCAAGGCUCUUAACACCUGUGUUUCCCACAUCUGCGCUGUGCUCCUCUUCUACACUCCCAUGAUUGGCCUGUCUGUCAUCCACCGCUUUGGGAAGCAGGCGCCUCAUCUGGUCCAGGUGAUCAUGGGCUUUGUGUACCUUCUCUUCCCUCCACUGAUGAACCCCAUCGUCUACAGUGUGAAGACCAAACAGAUCCGAGAUCGUGUGACCCAAGCCUUUUGUUACUAGCUGGGUCUAGUAUUGGAGGCACUAUUUCCGUAAAUAUGCCC
Vicugna pacos (alpaca) is the source of this 1058-nucleotide messenger RNA. It is a transcript of the gene OR51G2, whose product is annotated as olfactory receptor family 51 subfamily G member 2. Gene Ontology annotation, biological process: G protein-coupled receptor signaling pathway. The record is from RefSeq and is a predicted model, not a curated record. Lineage: Eukaryota; Metazoa; Chordata; Mammalia; Artiodactyla; Camelidae. Gene Ontology annotation, molecular function: G protein-coupled receptor activity; olfactory receptor activity. Gene Ontology annotation, cellular component: plasma membrane.